AGUUUAGAGAAUCCAUCAGUUCUAUCCUAAAAUGACAUCAUCCUGAAAAUAAAGCUCGAAUCUCCAACUUUAGUGUUACACCUUUUUCACUUCAGUAAAAUUAGCGGUCAGUUUUUCCUGAAGAUUUGUAGGAGACAAUAUGUUUCAUCAUACCUCCCACCUUCUCCUUUCAUUGCCUGCAAAUGCUUAUCUUCAGUAAAUACUUCUCAUAAGAUUAUUACCGGUUGAUGGAAAACCUAAUUGAAGAUCCAUCCAAUCUAAUCAAAAUUAGGUGACCCCGCUGCCGCUCUCCAGUGUUGCUUGUUUCACAGAUGAUUAAUAUCGAUUGACUUUGUUCUUGUGUAAUUUUAAAUCUCAUUUUUCAGUUCUCUUCAGCAUGAAUUGUCACUACUCAUCGUGGAUGCACACCGGAGCUAUGUUCUUGGAAGAUUUUUGCAAUUAACCAACCGAUAGGGGUUUUCUUUUUCUCAAAACUUUUUAGAAAGUGACACUAUUUCUCUGGAUUCAGCUCAAGCUAGGUCAGGGAACCCUAACCUCCCCUCUGAAAGAUAGACUUUGGUUUAUAUUUAUCCCCAAAUACAAGAACCUCAUGAUCUAGGUAGGAGCACCUAGAAAUAGAAUCUAGGGUCAUUUGAUAAAAAUAUUAAAUAGAUUAAAGUUAGUGUUUUAUGUUAUAGGAACUUUAAAAUCUUCUGAGGUUUACUGCAUAAAAAUUCUGCAUUAGUCAUCCUCAAGGAGCAUUUCAACUUUUUGGUCUAUGAAACCAUUUUAGGCAUGCUUAAUGUGUUAAAUCAGAGUUUUAGUUCAGAUUUCCAAAGAGCUAUAUUUUUUGGUCUAUAGUGAGUUUGGAUUUAUUUUUAUUUUGUGUCCUGAUUCUCCAGCACUUGAACUUGGCCAUCUGUGAGUGCUGCUUUUGUAAGAUUAGAAGAAAUCUACGGAAUAGGAACAAGAAUAACCAGUUCCAUAAAAAAUUACCAACCAGAACUCCUCGCUUCUUUUUCUGCUAUUUCUUUUGCUUUUGGCCCUAUGAAACUAUAACAGAGAGUGAACAUUUCCACGUCCCUCUGCUCUCCCACAUGCAGUAGAGUGACCCCGUUGCAUUCCCCAAUUUAAGUUCCACUGGGUCUUUUUAACUGUUCAUGAAUUUAAAUAAUGAUGCCUACUUUUUCCAGUUUCUGGAAUAGUCUCACCAGUGGAUCUGUAGUUUCAGGACUCCUACUUACAAGAUCAAGAUACUUUUGUGUGUUUCCAAAACAGACUUUUUUUUCUUUUAAAAAUCACAUUAAGGGACACCUGGGUGGAUCAGUGGGUUAAGUGUCUGCCUUCAGCUCAGGUCACGAUCCCAGAGUCCUGGGAUCCAGCCCCGUGUCCGGCUCCCUGCUCUGUGGGGAGUUUGCUUCUAUCCCCUCCUCCCCACUCCUGCUCUCUCUCCCUGUCUCUGUUGCUAUCUCUGUCUCAAGUAAAUAAAAUCGUUAAAAAAAUAAAAUAAAAAUCACAUUAAUAUUUUGAACUGGUGUAAGUGCCAGGAUUAUUACAUGGGCUUGACAUCAGCAUGUCAUUAACUGUACCACGGAACACCCUGGCUUUCAAACAAUGAAUAAUAAGUCAGGAUAAAAACUUAUAACUUCUAUGUUAUUUUUUAAAGAUAUGUGAUUUCUAAAAUAAACUUUUUGUAUAUAAUGAUAAUUUAAAGCUAGUUCUUUUUUGGGGGGCCUUGCUUUGAAUGUUUCCAUAUUUGAACAUAUGCCGUCAAGCAGCAGUUAUGACUUUGGUACUUUUCAUACUGUUUCUUUAGUGUUUCGUUCUAGAAGUCAGAUUUUUAUAGCCAGAUCUCCUUUAGCUAUGUACCUUAUCCCAAAACUAAAGUAUAAUUCCAUUUCUUUUGAUGAGUCAGAGAAACCAACCUUCUACCUUAGACUUUGGUUUCCCUUAGGAAGGGCGAUGUUGUGGGAAGGGGGAGGCGUCCCAGCUCUGUUACUGACUUGUUUAGUAGUAAAGCAAGCCACUUCUCUGCAGGGCCACAGCUUCUUUAUGUGAUUAAAGAGCUUAAUCAAAAUCAUCCCCAACAUGCACUCAAUCAGUAAGGCACUUUUUUUUUUUUUUAAACACCGCAUGCUAGAAACAGGUUUGGGAGAGGGGGAGACUUCUGUUUCUGAAAAUACGGUGGACCAGGUACUCUGAGAGCCCUUUCAGUACACACCUGUAUAGAAUUUAUUUUUAUUUUUAAUCUCUGAAUAGCUGAGCUAGCAAGAAAUUCUCAGGGAAUUUUUGAGAGGCAAAACAACCAGAAAUCACAAACCCAGACACUCAGGAGCUAGGGGGCAGCCAGCUGCACCGAGGACAUUUGUCAGUCCCCUGGAGCCUAAUGAUUUCUGAGCUCUGACCUCACAUGGUGGGAGCUUUGGUCCAGACCUAGGAAGAAAGCCCAGAACCCAGAAACUGCCCCAUUCCCUGAAAGGGUGAACUUGACAAAAACCCCGCCUCCCGGAGAGAGGAUAGCCGCCUGACUGGGUGCUGGCUCAGGUUUGUGGCGAGGGUCUUCUCUGACAAUCCCAUCUACAAGCUAUUUGUCCACAUAAGGUGGGAACAAACCACUCGCACUAGUGGCUUCGAGAAAAGCGAGCUGAGAAUCUAAAGCAAGUCCAAGAGCGCCUGACAGAAGCCAGCACAGAUGAAGGAAGAACACAUCUUUACCCCAGGCCCCAGUUCUCCCAGAUCCAGCUCUGAGAACCAUGGGUUCAUAAUCAAGUAUGUAAGGAAACCCCCCUAUGACGAGAAGCAGUAGAAACUAGACAGAGUCAGACUUGAAGACUUGGAAUUAAUCAGAUGCACGAUAUGUGAGUGCAUCGAAUAUGAAAAGCUGAAACAGGACCGAGGACCAAGAGACUUAAAAAAGUGACAAAGGGGAUUUGAACAACAACAAAAACCUUUUAGAAAAUAGUCGACAUUUUUUAAAAGAUUUUUUAUAUUUAUUUAUUCGACAGAGAGAGGGAGGGAGAAGCAGACUCCCCACUGUGCAGAGAGCUGGACAUGGGGCUCCAUCCCAGGACCCUGAGAUCAUGACCUGAGCUGAAAGCAGACGCUUAACCAACAGAGCCACCCAGGCGCCCCAAUAGUUGACAUUUCUAUCACUUUCAUUCCUUAGGUUUCUGGCCUUUUUCUGGAGCUUUUUUCCUUUACCUUCCGACUCCCUUUGUGGGCGUUUUAAUCUGUGAAGCCUCUUUCCCACUCAGCAUUUGGCCAAUUUACUCUUCACAGCCUGGUUGCUCACCUGACAGUGACCCCUUGCCUGUGCCCCCAGGUUCUACCCUGGGGUUUUCUCGAGCUACUCUUAACACUCAGCCCCUCUCCUCCAGCUUUUGGCCCACUUGAUGCCCACAGCAUUUCUUUUGUGUCCUGUUUCUCAAGUCUUGCUUCCUUUUCCCUCUCCACCUUGGCAUCAAAAUUCAGGCUAUCAAACAGAGUCAUCACUGACAAUUAGAAUCCUAGUCCUCCCUGUUUUAUCCAUGCAUUAGGGAAUUUAGGUGAAUUUGUUGACAAUUUAUGAAACUCUCCUUUCACCCAAAGAGCUGUAUUUGAGUUAUCUUCUUAAGGUUAACAGCUGCCAGAUUACUAGAUGAUUUUAAAACCAUGCAGUCUGACAUUUCCUGCUAAGCCUUUAAUGCUCUGGAUGUUCUUCACCUGGUGUCCAGCUUCACUUUAAAAACUCAGGCAUUGAGUGACCAGCCUUCGAAGACCACCCCUCAAGGAGCUUGAGAGCUCAAAGUCUGCAUGAAAACAGUAUAAAGCAUCCCAAAAAACAGUCCCAUCUACAAAAGCAGUCUACCUUCCUGUGCAUUUAUUAGGAGCUAUAGAAGUGAAGUGGUCAGAUACUCCAGGUUUUGAAGAGAAAAUUCAUCCAAGAUACUGUUCUCAGGAGCGUUUGUCAAGAGAAGGGGGGAAAUUACCUUAUCAGAGUCUCGGAGCUGGUUCCCUUGAACUCUAGCUGUUUCAACCUUCAGUCAGCAGGAUAUUACGAAAGCCACCCAAUUUCCUACAAUAGCAAAUUCUUGCAAUAUUUGUGCACAGAAGGACACAUUUGCCUAAAGAAGUAAAUACAAAUGGAUUGCAGCAAAAUGUCUAAGGCCUUUCAUUCAGAAAAAUGACAGGGCCAAAUAGCAGACUGAGAAGCCAAGCCCCACAUUCACAAAAUACAACACUAGGUAUCCGGGUAAGAGUGAGUCUGUUUCCUUUUGGGACCAAAUCUAUGACUUUUGUGUCUUCGUUCUGUUUUUUAAAUUUAGGUUGUUUCUCCUAAAUAAGUGAAUAAAUAAGAAAACAUGCAAAUUACAGCAUUCUAACCUGUAUCUGGAACUCCAGGGUCGGCCCUUCAAUAGUGGGAAGAAUCACUGUUAGGAGUUUGCCAAGAUGGUGGGAACUGUCCAGACUGGACCUGGCAUGAAGUCUAGCUUUUUACUGAGAGGCUUGGGUCUGGAUUCUGCCUCAGUCCCAUCCCUGUGUGACCUUGAGCAAGUUUGUCCAUCCUUUUUACUUAUUUUCAAAUAUAUGCAAAGGUCCAUUAUACAAUAAAAAAACAAUGGUUGCCAGGGGCUGGAGGCCAACAGGGCGAUGAGGAGUGACCGCUAAUGGGUAUGGGUUUCUUCCUAGGGUGAUGAAAUAUUCUCAAAUUAGAUAGUGCUGAUGGUUGCACAACUCUGAAUAUACUAAAAAAAAACCCAACAAACACUGAAUCUGUGCUCUUUAAAAGGGUGAAUUUUGUGGUAUGUGAAUUCUAUCUUAAUAAAGCUGUUGUUUUUUUUAAUUCAAUGUCAACAGUACAGUAUAAUGAAUGUCCACGUAGCCAUCACUCAGACUCCCCAGCUGGCUACUCAUAGGUAAUCUUUUACAUAUACCUCUAGCCUUUUUCCCCUCUCUUGAAUUAUUUUGAAGCAACUCUCAGAUCUUUAUCUGUAAAUAUUUCAGUAUGUAUGUCUGAGAGAUAAGGACUUUUUAAAACAAAAUCAUGACAUAAUGACAUCUAAAUACACAUGGAAGCAUCACAUUGAGGUUAAUCGAUCCCACCCUGGAAAUGUGAACCUCAGGCUUAGCUCAGUCGUGCCUGCAUCUUCCUCAUCUGAGAUGCGGGAUGACCCACGCCCACGAACACAGAGGUGCAGGUUAGGGCCAGAAGAAAGCAGGAGCGAAGAGGCACACCCCCGAACAAUGUCCAGAUUCACAUUCAACGACAUGGAAAUCACCUGCCAUUUUGUAGAGGGCUUUGCCUUACAAGUAUUUCUAUCUCUACGCCUUGCAGGAGUACCGCUUGAAUGAUUUGUCCUAUCUGUAAAAACUAAUAGGAUAAAAUCCUUCUGCUAGUCCAGGCUGUCAUUCAUAACCUCAGCCCUUAGGACUCAUUGCUCUUCCAUCUGAAUCUGCUUGGUUACCUUAAAUGGAACUUGCUAAUUCCAUCUCUUUUUUUGCAUAUUCAUGGUGUUGCAGCUAGAAACAAGCUCUGCUUCUAUACUGAUCGGCCCCUGCUUCUCAUAUCUUGCCUUCCUCAUGAAGCCUUCCCUGCAUUACUCCCCAUUCUCCCAUCUCUAUCGUCCUCUCUGUGGAUCUCCACUUGGAACUUGCUGCUAAGUCAGCUUGUGUUCUCAUUCUGUGGGGUCAUUGUUCCCUCCCGGUUAUCUGCUCCCAUCUGCGACACGUCAAUUACUCGGCCCCGGAAGUUAACUUCCGACGAUGAUAACAAUUGAAAAUAUGAAUUGUCUCAGCCAGAAAUCAGUCAGCUAUUCCCACCAGUAAGUCCUUCCUGGUCCUAUCCGUCGCUCAGACUUGCGACGGAUAGCCAGCAGACCAGACAGUGAGCGCUGUAAUGGCAGGAAGGUAGCAAUAGGGAGAGACCACCUGUUGGAAAUGCAACCUGAGCCAGGCUCGGAAGAAUGGGUACCAGUUCAUUUAAAUGAAAUAAAACUGGGAAUGUGCCUAACAAGGAGUCUUCUUCCCUGUACGUUCUCUCUGAAUGUUUAGUCCGAAUUUAGGGAAAGUAAAAAGACUUAGCAAGUAAUGCUGAACUGCAGUGAGCCAGUGCUCUGGUUUCAAGUUCAGACGAUGGGUGGGUGAGAUUUAAGAGAUAAUUUAGGGCGCCUGGGUGGCUCAGUCGGUUAAGCGACUGCCUUCGGCUCAGGUCAUGAUCCUGGAGUCCCGGGAUCGAGUCCCGCAUCGGGCUCCCUGCUCGGCGGGGAGUCUGCUUCUCCCUCUGACCCUCUUCCCUCUCGUGCUCUCUGUCUCUCAUUGUCUCUCUCGCAAAUAAAUAAAAUCUUAAAAAAAAAAAUGCAUUUCAAGGGGCGCCUGGGUGGCUCAGUUGGUUGGGCAACUGCCUUCGGCUCAGGUCAUGAUCCCGGAGUCCAAGGAUCGAGUCCCGCAUCAGGCUCCCUGCUCGGCGGGGAGCCUGCUUCUCCCUCUCCCAUUCCCCCUGCUUGUGUUCCCUCUCUCGCUGUGUCUCUCCCUGUCAAAUAAAUAGAUAAAAUCUUUAAAAAAAAAAAAAAGAGAUAAUUUAGGGCACCUGGGUGGCUCAGUUGGUUAAGCGACUGCCUUCGGCUCAGGUCAUGAUCCUGGAGUCCCUGGAUUGAGUCCCGCAUCGGGCUCCCUGCUCAGCGGGGAGUCUGCUUCUCCCUCUGACCCUCCUCCCUCUCAUGCUCUCUGUCUCUCAUUCUCUCUCGAAAAAAAAAAAAAAAAAAAAAAGAUAAUUUAAACUGUACUGAAAAGUGCUCAGCAGCCCUGGUACAGAGUCAGCGCUCGGAAAAUGCUCAUCAUGAAGUUUUGUGAGCCAAGACAAGGAGGUGAGCAUGGGGUCAGAGCGAGGAGCAGUGUGUAUCGGAGGAGAGAUGGGUCGGGACUAGGUCCUUUAGGGCAUUCCCCUUGACUUGUUUUCUCCUGGCUGUUUGAGGGGCAAGUUUAGGAAGCAGGAAGGAAGAGACACUGACCACGAUCACCAAUUUGGCCUAGCGGCCUCUAAUCAGAAGAAUGAGCUUGGUGGAAGCUGUUCACAGUGUUUAUGGGGACGAGAAUGUGGAGCGUUCAUACCCUGAGCUUUCAAAGUAGGAACUUCACCCUAUAAGGCGGAAGAGCGUUUUUGUUUUUUUUCUUCUUUUGUGGUUUCACAUAGCAAAUGUGUGACAAUCUCUACUUAUAGACCAAGUGAGAUGCCAAGCAUCGAGGAGUGAGUGUGGCCUGGAUUUCUGUCCCCUCUCCAUCAGCGCCUUCAUUUUCCUCUUAUUGUGCUUUCCAGAAAGUUUGCCUGCUGGGAGAAUCGUUUUGACAAUUUCCUGUGUUGUCAGAUAACUCCAUAGAAUUCAGUUUCUGAGAACCGGCCAGAAGCAUGCGGUGACAUUGCAUAAUCCUCCUCUGAAGCCGGAGAUAUCAGCUGGAGAGCUCACGGGAGCUGUUCCACACCAAGAUGAAGGGGGCAGGCAUCAUGGAUGGUGCGCCCAAGACACUCUUGGCCAGAGCACUUUAUGACAACCACCCAGACUGCUCCUACGAGCUGGCUUUCUGCAGAGGAGACAUCUUGACCAUUCUGGAACAAAACGUGCCAGAAAGCGAGGGCUGGUGGAAGUGUUUGCUCCACGGAAGGCAAGGUCUGGCCCCUGCCAACCGCCUCCAAAUCCUCCCUGAGGCCCCCGCUGACAGGCCCUGUCCCCCUUUCCUGAGAGGCCUGGAGGAAGCUCUCGCCAACUCCGAGGAGACCUACCAGGUACCCACCCUGCUCAAGCCCCCAACUCCAGGCCCCGUAUAUGAGCACAUGAAGGGCUGGGUAGAGAGGCCUCCACCCACCACCGCGCAAGUCUACGAAUUCCCUGACCCACCUGCCCACGCCAGAAUCGUCUGUGAAAAGACUUUAAGCUUUCCGAAACAGGCCCUCUUCACCAUCCCCAGACCUGCUUGGGCCUCGUUGCCAAUGCUGCCUUACCAGGUGUAUGAUGUACCGGCCCAGAGCCGGGGUCCCCUGGCCCUGAAGGAGCCAGAGAAGCAGCUGUUAUAUGAUAUACCCCCCAGCCCCCAAAAGGCAGGACUUGGUCCCUUGGCCAGCCAACCACAUGGGCAGAGUGCUCCCCUGGUGUCAGCAAUCGCCGUGAGGCGAGGCAGCUACAACACGUUACCAAGCCUCCAGAAAUCAGAAUGGAUUUAUGACACACCAGUGUCCUCAGAAAAAGCCAAUGGCAGAAAUGCAUCUUUGAGCAGCUUUGUGGAAGAAUCAGAGCCCCACACUCCGCCCAGGUAUAUGUCCAGCUUCCAGAAUCCUCCAAACAGCAGAGCAAGGUCCCUCUAUCCACACCUGCAUAAAAAUGUGCCCAUGCAGAAAAAACUCAGCCUUCCAGAAAUUCCUUCUUAUAAAUCCCUGGCACCCAGGGACACAUUUCCCUUGGACGAGGGCGCUGGUUACAAGGUGCCUUCAAGCUUUCUGAACCCCCGGGUGGAACAGAAAAACACGAAGCCAAACAUUUAUGACAUCCCUAAGGCGAUGCCGAGCGGCUCCCUGGCUGUGAAGGAGCUGGGGAGAGUCAAGGGGGCUCCGGAGAAUGCCCCGGACCGCAGCUCCUCGUGGCUCUCUGGCCAGGCCCCCUCGCUGUCUCCGGAACCGGACAGGUUGUCCGUUUCCAGUUCUGACAGCAGAGCCAGCGUUGUCUCCUCGUGCUCCUCCUUGUCCACGGACUCCUCGUCUAGCUCCUGCUCAGAGGAGUCAGGAAAGGAGCUCUCCUUGGAUCCAGACUUGGCCAGAGAGACGGUAGCAGCUCUGCAGCACGAGGUGGCCAGUUCUGUCGCCAGCCUGAUGCUCUUCGUCAGCAGGAAGUGGAGGUUCAGAGACUAUCUGGAGGCCAACCUCAGCGCCAUCCGCAGCGCCGCUGACCACGUGGAAGAAUCUUUGAGGGCAUUCCUGGAUUUUGCCCGCGGGGUCCGUGGGACUGCCUGUAACCUCAGCGACACGAACCUUCAGGCCAGAAUUAGGGACCAGCUACAGACCAUCUCCAAUUCCUACCAGAUCCUGCUUGGAACAAAGGAAAACCUGGAUAGCUGCAAUUGGUCCUUGGAAGUCCUCGUGACGGACAAAGUCCAAAACAGCCUGGAUGACCUCGAGAGAUUUGUCAUGGUGGCGCGGAUGGUUCCAGAAGACAUCAAGAGGUUUGCCUCCAUUGUCAUUGCCAAUGGGAAGCUCCUUUUCAAGCAGAACUGUGAAAAGGAAGAUACCUUGCAAAUGACCCCCAAUGCACAACUGAAGCUUGCAAAAUGCAUCCAGCUUCCCCAAACGGAAAUUGAAUCAUACCAAAGAAGUGCUCCUUUUAAUGAACAAAAGGAAAGUGAACACUCCCCUGAGCUACUAAAGAAAAACGGGACAAUUAUCUGUGAACUGAAGCUGCCUAACCUAGAAGAGACAGAAAAACCCGUCUUGGAAGGAAGGUUGGAUGAAAACAAAAACUUCGAAGGACAGAAUCCUAGCUCCCCCAUCCCACAGCCUUUGAGUCAGCAGAAUCCCGAGAAGAGAUUCCACCUUUCUGAACACUGCCGGCUCUAUUUUGGGGCGCUCUUCAAAGCCAUCGGCAUGUUUAACAGCAGCCUCAGCAACAGCCAGCCCCCCGAGAUCUUCAUCACGCAGAGCAAGCUGGUCAUCAUGGUGGGGCAGAAGCUGGUGGACACACUGUGCAAAGAGACGCAGGAGAGGGACGUGCGCAACGAGAUUCUCUGUGGUAGCAGUCACCUUUGCAGCCUGCUCAAGAACCUCGCGUUGGCCACCAAGCACGCCGUGCUCAAGUACCCCUGCCCUGCAGCCCUGGGGCACCUCCAGGCUGAGGCCCAGAAGCUGGAGCAACACACUCGGCAAUUCAGAGGGAUGUUGGAAUGAGCCUCCUUCCCCCUCUUUCUCCCUCCCUAAGGUUAACCUCUUAGCUUCAGCUUCCCAGCCCCAACCUGUGUAACUCUGUCCUACGGGCAAAGCCAGCCUAGGGAUGCACUGAUGGGCAGAAGCUGGUAUUACCAAGUGGCUAAACAACCCCAGGACAUUGGCUUAUGCUGCAGAGAGCCAGGUGUUAAGUAAGAACCUUGCUAAGUUUUUAGCAUAGCAUAGCAUAGCCCAUAGUUAGCUGGGCAUAUAGCAGUGAAUCAUACAAAGGCCUUGUCCUCAGGGAGCUUACCAUCUAGUGGGGAGAUAGACGAUAAGUGAUGAAGAAUUACAUACACAAUGUGUUAGGUGCUAGGGAGACAGUAAAGGAGGAGAGACUUAUUUUCAAAUGAUGAAUUUCUGUUGCAUCUGUUAGCAAAUGUGAUAAGUUUUUCAUUUUGGACUGAAUUAAUUUUGUGAGAUUUGGUACAAAUUCUGUAUCUGCAUCUUAUACAACAUAUAUAUAUAUAUAACAUAUGUGUGUAUAUAUAUAUAUAUAUGCCAUACAUAUAUAUUCUAUUUUAUCUUAACCGAGUUAAAGAUGCAUGUCAUAUUUACAACGUAACAUGUUCUGUUAGGUUCCUUAUUAAUUUAUUUUGUAUAUAAUAGCCUAUGUUGAUAAAUUCAGUAUGUUUACUCAGAAAAAGCUUGUACUUCAACAGUCUCAAAUCUGUUACCAUUUA
Molecule: messenger RNA, 10599 nt
Organism: Mirounga angustirostris (Northern elephant seal)
Lineage: Eukaryota; Metazoa; Chordata; Mammalia; Carnivora; Phocidae
Gene: CASS4
Product: Cas scaffold protein family member 4
Exons: 7
Coding region: 7439-9880 (813 amino acids)
Biological process (GO): cell migration; cell surface receptor protein tyrosine kinase signaling pathway
Cellular component (GO): plasma membrane; cytoplasm
Molecular function (GO): protein binding
Source: RefSeq, a predicted model, not a curated record